GUUUGACCAGCCUGCUGAUUGGCUCGCACUGGGGAGAGAGCUGCUGCCUUGGGCUUUGCUCACUGUGUGUAUGAAGCAGGUGCUGUGAGCCUGUCAGUGUCCCUCCUCAGAAAGACCCUCGAACAAUUGACUGACUGACCCUCACCUCAGCCUCACCAUGAAGCUCCUCAUCCUGCUGGCCCUCAGCUCCUUCGCACAUGCUGGAUCUUUUAAUAUUUCUUUGGUGAAUGAAGCUGACAAUGGCAUUGUUGGAAAUAUCCGUUCGAUGUCAGCUAUUGUGGCCCUGCCUUUGUGUAGAUUCUCGAGUCAGCGAGUGAUGGUCAAUGUUACAAACAGUACAGGAGGCCCAGGGCCAGAACAGGAAAGUUUUGUGAGGCCAAUCUGUCGAUUCAGACGAGGACUGGUCAGCGUCGUGUCUAACGUUAAUGGUAUUCGACAAACAUUUGACUUGGGUUACAGAUUGAAAAAUCUCAAACCCAACACAGAAUACAAAGUGGUUUAUCACAUUGAUGGUGAGGAAAGCAACCCCCUCAGCAUCAGGACGACCUCACCGAUGGAUUUCAAUGACAUUGAUGUUGGUUUCUCGGGCCGGAGUGGGGCGAUGGUGGUCAUCACUGUGCUGCUGUCUAUUGCUAUGGCUGUGCUCAUCAUCCUACUGAUUGUUUCUAUCAUAGUCCGAAGUUAAACAAUGGGCUUGAAGAAUGAACAAAUACAAUCAGUCACUUAUAAGUGUUCUCCUUAUUAAUUGUGCAUUUUAUAAUUGUGCUCUGCACUUUCAAAUGUUAUGUAUUUAAUUUGUAAUUCAGAGGGGAAGUUACUAAUUGUGAAUGGAAUAUUUCUAUACCAUGUUUUAAUUUUAAGCAUUAAGAAUUUUAUUUUUCUGUUCCAUGAGAGUCUUUCUUAGGUCCUUUAACCCUCUGUCAUUUCUGAAAUGAUCUUCCAGGCUAGACUUGAUUCCUGCCUGGAUCUCUUUGUUCUGAUCAAUCUGUCUGUGGGGCAUAGGUGUGGGGGUGAACCCGCUCAGACUGUGGGACCCUGGAGAAGUGGAAAUGAUGGUUCUGUGCCUCCUUCGAACCUGAUUAAAACACUGUGCACCAUUGUACUCUUAAUUUGUAUUUAAAAUAUAUAUUUAUAAUCCA
Messenger RNA from Rhincodon typus (whale shark), 1139 nucleotides. RefSeq names its product uroplakin-2-like. The record is from RefSeq and is a predicted model, not a curated record. Lineage: Eukaryota; Metazoa; Chordata; Chondrichthyes; Orectolobiformes; Rhincodontidae. The coding region runs from base 158 to 685 and encodes 175 amino acids. The transcript is spliced from 5 exons.